GUUUGUGAACUUUUUAUUGCCUAUUUGUUUUACAUGGAGAUGCCAAAUAGCAAAUUAAGUAAAACUGCUUUUUUUUUUUGGUGGAGGGAUUCUAAUUAUAGCAUUCUUUGUGGGAUUUGUAAUGCAACCAUUCUUUUGUUUCCCCUUGUCUGUGCUCUCCCCCACUCCGGACCGGAGAGGGCAGCCAAUUCGAAGCCAUCCAAUUCUCUUAAUUAUCGAUUCCUCAAAACAAACCCAAAAGCAAUAUAGAAGAAGCUAAGGUGGGAAUUAGAAAGAAAAAAAAAAAAAAAAAGAAGAAGACGCAAGGUAAGGAAUCAUUGGAGGAGAAGAAGAAGCGUUGCGUUAAGAACAAUGUCGAGGUCGGCGUUGGCAACCCGGUCAAUCUUGAUUCCACUAACGAUCUGUCUAUUCAUCGUUGCUGCUGCCUCAGGCGGCCCGAGCCUUGAAGAUUUGAUUGUCCCGCUUCCUCCGCCACCGCCACCUCGUGACCAAUCCUCUGCCGGAGCAGGAUCGACGGACCCAAACCACAUGAAAUACACAGGGAAAUCGUUGGCCUCACAAUUCUUGUACGCCCACAACAAAGUCCGGGCCAAGUACUACCUCCCGGCCCUGAAAUGGAACCGGACACUGGCACGUUUCGCCAGGCACUACGCAAAUACCCGGCAGAAAGACUGCCUGUUAGAGCACUCCAGCAACAGGGUGUACGGCGAGAACCUUUUCUGGAGCAAGUACGGUCACUGGACCCCGGCAAACGUGGUGAAGACGUGGGCCGACGAGAGCAAGUACUAUGAUUUCCAGAAUAAUCAGUGCCUUGACAACCAGCCGUGUGGCCACUUCACACAGAUCAUUUGGAAGUCCACCACCCGUUUGGGCUGUGGCCGGGUCCAGUGCCUGAAUAACAAGGGCUUUCUCUACGUCUGCGCAUACGAUCCCCCUGGCAAUUACUAUUUUGAAGGCCCACUAGGUGGCCAUUUCAAGAACUCCAUUGUCUAAAACUAAACCUCUCUUUUCUUCCAUUCGGAUUUGUGCAUCGCCAAGAAAGAAUGAAAGAAUUAAAGAAACAAGUUUUGGAGAUGCUAAUUUAUUUUCUGGGCAAUUAAUUUGUUGAGCAUGCCAAUUGCCAAACUAAUUUAAUUUUAUGGGUCGGGGUUGUUAUGGAUCGAGUUGGAUGAUUAUGAGCAGCUUUGAUCUUCCAUUGACCACUACAUUCAUGAAUAUUCUAUAUUCAUGUACCACCACAUAUACUUAUUGUACAUUCGUAUAAAUUUAUUGACUAUGUUGACAAACCAACAUUCUUAAACGUUUCCAUUUUUUUUUAUUUCCUUCAUAUGUUUUCUUUUUAAUUUGUUUGCGCCAUGUAGAGUGCAUCCCUUUCUAUGGUUGUUCUUUCAAUAAAACCAAUGGAUGCUGACCCAGUCGUUGCGUUUAGAGGUGGCAAUUGGAUCGGAUUCGUGGAUUCACGGAUUGGAUUGGUGGAUCCAUGGAUCAAAUGGAUUGGAUCCAAUGGAUUGGUGGAUUGAUCCAUGAAUCCAAAAUGACAUCCAAGGCUUGGACCAAAAUGUAAAUUUUGAAAAGUUUAGGUACUAAAAUGUCAUAAUGAAAAAUUUUAGGUACCAAAAUGUAAUUUUCUAAUGAUAUUUUUCGUAUAAAAAUAUAAAUUUUAG
Messenger RNA from Linum trigynum, 1664 nucleotides. NCBI's taxonomy places the organism in Eukaryota, Viridiplantae, Streptophyta, Magnoliopsida, Malpighiales, Linaceae. The record is from the annotation of a GenBank genome assembly.